Triticum aestivum (bread wheat) is the source of this 1537-nucleotide messenger RNA. RefSeq lists its product as uncharacterized. The transcript has 3 exons. Lineage: Eukaryota; Viridiplantae; Streptophyta; Magnoliopsida; Poales; Poaceae. The record is from RefSeq and is a predicted model, not a curated record. The coding region runs from base 81 to 1370 and encodes 429 amino acids.
CUUGUCCUUUUUUUUUUUAUUGACACAGCACCACUUAAAAAAAAGUCCGUCGACAGAUCGAGCCGGUCGACAGGUACGUGAUGGCGUCGCCGGCUGCAGGCGCAUACUCGUGUCUUUGGCCGGCCGCCAGGGUUUGCACCGCGCCACGGCGGCGUCCGGCCUCCCCCUUCUCCCCGCUCGGCGCCCCUGCUCGCGUACGUCUACCGCGAAUGGCGCCGCGCUCCCUGUCCAUGUCACUGUCGGCGCUGCGCCCGCGCGUGCACCGCUGCGAUUCUGAUCCCGAGAGCGCGCCUUGGAGCGAUCCGGCCGUCGACCACCACUACGAUGUCGUGGACAUGGACCACAGAGACGAAACCGAUGCCGAUUUGCUUCUGGGCGGCCCGGCCGUCGAGGAGCCCCGCGAGCGCGCGGUCACCACGGACAUCGGUGAGGACGUGGACGACGAAGAUCAUCACGAUGUCGUGGCCAUGGUCCUCAGCAAUGGCACCGACGCCUUGGUUCUGAGCGGCCCGGCCGUCGAGGAGCCCCGCGAGCUCGCGCCCACCACGGGCAUCGGCGAGGCCGUGGACGACGAAGACCAUCACGAUGUCCUGGCCAUGGUCGUCAGCGAUGGCACCGACGACUUGGUUCUGAGCGGCCCGGCCGUCGAGGAGCCCCGCGAGCUCGCGCCCACCACCCUCCAUGGCGAGGGCUCGCACGACGACGUGGACGACUGGGGCGACCUCGACGACGUCGUGUAUCCCGCGGGGCUGACCAUCGGGGAGAUCAAGGAGUUCAAAAACACGGACUUCAGCCGGGCCGCCAUCAACGAGCGGUUCCGGCGCGAGUCCAAGGAGGCGAAGGCCGCCGUGAUAGGCGCCGUCACGGGCGUGGUCCGCCCACUCUGGGAGCUCCUCGGCGACCUGAGGAGCCUCAAGAGCGUCUUCGACACCCAGGAGUUCCAUAUAGGCAUGCCCUUCGGCGCCAUCAUGACGUGUAUGGGGAUGUACCAACUGUGGAAGCUUAGUCCCUCCACGUGCAUCGAGAUCGCCAUGUACUACGCCUUCUACAAGCUCAGCGACAUCGCGGCCGACGUCCGGCGGCGGGGCUUCUCCCCCGACUGGAUAAUCCGGAUUAAACUCGGUAUAAUCAUCGCUCUACUUGUCAAAUAUCGUAGCAAAAGCACUGUGCCCCUUGGUGAUUAUAUCAGGGUAGCGAUCUUCAUGAUCUAUUUUUUUUCGGUGGGAUGCGACGUGCUGGGUAUGAAGAAAUACGCGAGAAUGAUUCUCCCAAUGGUCCUCGAGAUGGCAAAACAUCCAAUGGCAACGACAAUACAGUGCAAACGAGUGAAAGCUACAGGGGAGGUUGAAUAUUGCGAAGUCGAAAGAUAGAUGAAACAAAAUGUAAUAUGUUGGGAGGAUGAUGUUUCGUAAGCAUGUAAAAUGGCCAAGUUCAAACUAAUAUUCAGUUGAUUUUGUGUACAUACCUCACAAAUGAGCAUGAGUUCAAACUUGAAAUUCCACAUGUUUAUCACUGUGCUAGCAUUAUUCUUUUUUUA